AUGGAUCGAUUACCGGAAAACAUUGCUGUGAAGAAGCGUUCCUGGACGGAAUGGAAAAAGUUCGCGCAGAAAGUGGAUUUGUUCCUGCGAGCCACAAAGAAGACCAACGAAGAAGACGACACCAAGAUAGCAAUUCUGCUCGCGACCGGCGGUGAUAUUGUCUUAGACGAAUUCAAUGCGAAAUAUGGAUCGUCCGACAAACCGGAGUACGAAGAAGUCGUGAAAACUCUCGGGUUGUGCUUUGCAGACGGUGAAUCCGAACAUUACCUGUCUCACAUGUUCAGAGAACGGAUACAGCGACCGGGGGAGCCGGCAGCAGAAUGGAUAACAGACCUCCGACUGAAAGUCAAAGUGUGCAACUACGGGGGACUGGCUGAUAGAAUGAUUCGAGAUCAGAUCAUCUAUGGGGUCUCGAACAAAGAAACACGGAGAGAACUCCUCAAGGUUUCAAAGCUAUCAGCGGAUGAAGCCGUCAGGAUCUGCUUGGCAAUGGAAACCUCAAGAAGUCAGCUAAAGGCUUUCGAGCAGCAGACGGAAAGGCAGACCGGAGACACGCAGUCUCUUAACAGCGAAGAGGAAUCGAACGCUCUCCAACAUUUCUCAAGAAGCCGCAAGAAACCGUCAAGAUCGAGACCACAACAAAAUGGCGCGUUCGGCAAUCGAUAUCAAAACAAUCAACAAAGGAGCUUUCGGAAUGAAAGACCAUCUCAAUACAUGGCAUCAAAAGAGUGUCGCGCGUGCGGGCGAACUCAUCCGAACAACACCUGUCCAGCCAAGGGAAGAGCCUGCUCGAAGUGCGGGAGAAUGAACCAUUUCGCAACGAUGUGCUACACAGGACGCGCUAAGAUAAAUACGGUCGACGGCAACUUCGAAUCAGACGAAGACUUCACAGAAGAAGAAGUGCAAUGGGUGUGUGCGAUCAAAGCUAGCGAGAGAAUGGUCUACGUCACGAUGCAAGUAUCAGAGGCUAACUCGUUCGGGAAAGCAACGCGGUUCCAAGUAGACUGCGGAGCUACAUGCAAUAUCAUACCUAGACACAUGAUCCCGAACGCGACAAUAAACACGGGCGUUCGUCCGCCGCUGAAAGCAUACAACAGAUCCACAAUCAAGACGCUCGGGACCACGGACCUACGAGUCAGGAACAUCAAAACAAAAAUGGAACAUGAAAUCAAGUGCGUCGUGGUAGAGGACAAAUUCCAACCAAUAAUCGGAAGGUUCACGGCAGAGAAGCUGAAUCUAAUUCACAUCGACUACGAACAGGUUGAUUCAAUCUGCCAUAACGAAACUUUCGGCACAAUUGAAAACGUGAUGAAAGCAUUCCCGAAUGUAUUCGACGGAGGUCUGGGGAAGUUCCCGGGCAAAGUCAAACUACACCUCAAAAAAGAGGCAAUUCCGUGCUGUAACGUAGCGUGCAGAGUGUCGCCGCAUUUGAAGGUGAAACUCCUCGAAACACUGAAACAAUUGAAAGGAAGAGGAAUAAUCCGCAAAGUGGAAGAACCGACCGAAUGGGUCAACAGAAUCUCAAUACAGAUAAAGAAAACGGGUCAGCUGCGACUGUGCCUGGAUCCAAGGAGACUCAAUGAAUACCUGGUAAGGGAGGUGUACCACACACCUGCCCUCGACGAGAUACUCCCGGACCUCAGUGGGGCUAAAGUAUUCUCAAAGUUUGACUUGUCAGACGGUUUCUGGCAAUGUGAACUCGAGGAAUCAAGCCGCCACCUGACCACAUUUCAAACACCCUUCGGAAGGUUUCAAUGGCAAAGACUACCAUUCGGUCUCAAUGUGGCCCCGGAAAUUUUCUACAAACGCCUGGUACAAUGCCUGGAGGGUCUCGAGAACACGUACGCAUUAGCGGAUGACGUUCUGAUCUGUGGCAGAGGAAACACGCAUGACGAAGCUCGAAUGAACCACGACGAAAAUCUACAAAGAUUCUUAAAGAGAUGUAGCGACAAAGGAAUCAAGCUGAACAGGAAGAAGGCUACCCUGAGAGCGACGGGAACUAAAUUCUUCGGCUUCGUACUCACAGACAGAGGAAUACAAAUGGAUCCGGAGAAACAACAGGCGAUAACAAGAAUGAAAGAACCCGGAGAUAUCGUCGCAUUGAAGAGCUUUCUUGGUAUGCUUUCGCAUGUUGCGCGCUUCAUGCCGAGGGGAGCUGAAAUCGUUGCGCCCCUGAGGGAGCUGUGCAAGGAUGGAGGAGAGUGGAUAUGGACCGAACGUCAGCAAGAAAGCUUCAAACGGGCAACGAAAAUGAUCAGCUAA
Galendromus occidentalis (western predatory mite) is the source of this 2262-nucleotide messenger RNA. RefSeq lists its product as uncharacterized. The transcript has a single exon. Lineage: Eukaryota; Metazoa; Arthropoda; Arachnida; Mesostigmata; Phytoseiidae. The record is from RefSeq and is a predicted model, not a curated record. Bases 1 to 2262 code for a protein of 753 amino acids.